This is a messenger RNA of Harpegnathos saltator (Jerdon's jumping ant), 5457 nucleotides long. RefSeq names its product Centaurin beta 1A (gene CenB1A). The coding region runs from base 255 to 3041 and encodes 928 amino acids. Lineage: Eukaryota; Metazoa; Arthropoda; Insecta; Hymenoptera; Formicidae. The record is from RefSeq and is a predicted model, not a curated record. The transcript is spliced from 12 exons. Gene Ontology annotation, molecular function: GTPase activator activity; protein binding. Gene Ontology annotation, cellular component: cytoplasm.
CUGGCUUUAUAUACAUCCGUUGACAGCACUGUGAACGUCAAGGCCAUGCACGACCAACUUCAAUUGACUCGAUUGGAUUUAGGAACAGGCCUGAUGUUUGACAGAUUACGCGAGUGUCUAUAGUUUUUAGUAGUUGCGCCGGAUUAUUAACCAACAUAUUUUUUUCAUGGGAAAUGUCACGCACAUAGCAUUUUUAGAUUGCAGUACGUCGGUCGAAAUUGCGCUUGAAGAUCUUGGAUAACGAAUAGUACAAAAUGAAGCCUUUAAUCGAAUUCGACGAAUGUUUAAGAGAUACCCCUAAGUUUCGAUCCUGUGUCGAAGAGGUAGAAAGGAAUAUAGAUCAACUUGAACAGAAAUUGGAUAAGGUAUUAAAGAAUUGCAGUCUUACCAUUGAUAUGGGAAAAACAUUUGUUGGACAGCAAAACCAGUUUGCUAAUAGUCUGUGGGAGUUAUCUCUAUACUUUAGCGAUGAUCCUGAAAUAAUGGCAUUUUUAAAUAAACUCAUUCAUGCUCUGCAAGAAAUGAACAAAUAUCAUAGCAUCUUGUUAGAUCAAGCUUCUAGAACUGUGAUGAAAGAUCUUAAUAACUUCAUCAAGAGUGACAUCAAGAGAGUAAAAGAAUCUCGGCAUUACUUUGAAAGGAUUUCCAGUGAUUUAGAUGUUGCAUUAAAUAGGAAUUCUCAAAUACCGAAAUCUCGACCUAUGGAAUAUGAAGAGGCAUCAAAUAUCCUGUCUGCUACACGAUCUUGUUUUCGACACACUGCACUGGAUUAUAUUCACGCAUUGACAAUGUUGCAGGCACGCAAACGCCAUGAAAUAUUAGGCACAUUGCUGAGUUACAUGCAUGCAUGUAUCACUUAUUACCACCAAGGAAGUGAUCUUGCUCAAGACUUGGAUCCAUUUCUGAGAGAUCUGAGUGAAAACUUAGUUAGCAUGAGAAGUGAUUCAAAUAAGCUUGAAAAGGAAAUGGAAAAUCGGCAUAUUUACGUUAAUAAUAGGGAUCUGAUUCCCUUUCCUGUACCUGGCAAUCCUAAGAUGGAAGGAUAUCUGUUUAAAAGAACGAGCAAUGCUUUCAAAACAUGGAACAGAAGGUGGUUCUGUCUAAAGGACCAUCAACUGGUAUAUCGAAAACGGACAGGUGAUGAAGGUUAUACAGUUAUGGAAGAAGAUUUGCGACUAUGUACUGUUAAACCAGUAGUCGAUUGCGAGCGGAGGAACUGUUUUGAAGUUUUAAGUCCUACCAAUAAAAAGCAUCUUAUUAUCUGUAGGAGUCACAUGUUACAAGCUGACAGCGAGGAAACAUAUUUGGCAUGGGUGACUGCUAUGCAGCAAGCUAUCGGUGCUGCCAUUCAAAGAGGCAUGAGCAUAGAUGCAAACGUUAAUCCACGUGAGUCGCAAUCGCGCGAUAACAAAGGUCCAGUGAGACUACUAACACGACCGAAAUCGAAAGUAUGGGAACAGUUACUGAAGAUUUCGGGUAAUGAGAUUUGUUGCGAUUGCGGCGAUAUUAAUCCACGAUGGGCUAGUAUCAAUCUGGGUAUUACGCUUUGCAUAGAAUGCUCUGGUGUGCACAGAAGUCUCGGGGUACAUUACAGCAAAGUACGCUCUUUGACUCUGGACGAUUGGGAACCGGAGAUACUAAAGGUGAUGGCGGAAUUGGGUAAUUCGGUGGUAAAUAGCAUAUACGAAGCUUUGCCUGUACCUCCUGACAUUAUAAAAGCUACACCAAAGUGCAACAGCUAUUUACUCCUCAGUAAUAUUCGGGAAGUCUGGAUAAAAUCAAAGUACGUAGACCGUAAGUUUGUAAGGCCUUUAAUCGACGCGAUAUCGUCCGGACAUCACGCCAAUCGAGAUGAGAUGCACUUCCGGAAAUGGAGCGUGCGUAAGUUGCGCCGCAGACCACGCAGCUGCGACAAGAUCGACGAUGGUGAUUGCGACCAAGCGUUGUCGAUGUUGCCACUAGUGAAAGAAGGUCAUUAUCCGAUGAGCUCAGACGACAGUAAGCACACGUCAAUUGACAGUUUGAAUUCUGUUGGUAAGGCAAAACUCAUGGGACGGAAUUCGAUUAGCUCUGAUGAUAGCUCUAAUAUAGAUUUGAAAAAUAACUCUGCUCUCUACGGGAGAAUCUUGAAUCGUUCCCAACACGAUCUGAACGAUGUUAAUAAACACACGAAAAACACCGCGGCCCAUGGCGAAGCGGGAAGCGGUGAAUCGCUGCGGGAUAUUCGUUCAGAUAGUAGUCGAGAUCGAGUUGAUAUCGACGAAACGAAGAACAAUUCCGAUAGGUAUAUCAGCGAUAACAAAAAUGACGAAAGAGACGCCUCGGAAGGCAAGAAUUCUUCCAGAUCGGAGGAGCAUUGCAAGGAGAAGGCAGAAUCGGACAUAUUGAUGUUCGGUUGUGACGUGCCGAAACCUGUGAUCGAUGGUAAUCUAGAAUUGGUGAGUUCCGAUCAAGAUUCUACAGCUGGUGAGGACGAAGAAUUCACCGAAGAGGAGGAUAUAGAGAAUCUGCAUCCCGAUAUGUUACUCUACAAAGCCGCGGCAGCGCACAAUCUUCCUGUGAUGUGUGCAGCAUUAGCGGCCGGCGCCGACAAACUGUGGUCCAAUGUUCACGAUAAAAGCCGUAGUGCUCUGCAUCAAGCGAUCAUAAGCGGUUCCGUUAUGUCAUGCGAAUAUCUUCUGCUGAAUGGAGCACGAAUCAAUAGCCGAGACGCCGAUGGAAAAACACCGUUGUACUUGGCGACUGAAUUAGGACAUACCGCGCAAGUGUGCUUACUCUUGAAACAUCGUGCUGAUCAACACAUUGAGGAUGAAAGCGGGGUAAAGCCUUUGUCGAUUGCUGUAAAAGAAGCAAAUGCUGACAUCGUUACGUUACUACGGCUUGGGCUCUUAAACGAGGAAAUGAAGGACUCAGAAAUAGGCGUCACAGGUGACGAGACAUUUAACGAUGUUGUUCGUGAUUUCAGUCAAUUGGCUUGCUCGCAUCCAGAGCGAUUACAGCGUCGGAACGAGACCACAAAUUUACCAAACAUGCCUGAUUGAGAUUUACAAAUUUUAACAUAGCAAUCCAAAGGUUUAUCAAUUGCGAAAAUACGAUGAUAUUUUAUAUUUUAUGUACGGUGCGUUAGCCACAUAUUUUAUGUAUAGUGCAACGAAACAAAUGAAUUAUACGCCACAAAGUUGGUCCUUCAGAUUAUCGCAAGGUACUAACUGAUUAAUCGUGUAAAUGCGAGUAAUCUCGAGUGUUUACUCUGCUUACGUUGCAUUAUUUUGAUAAUUUUACUAUUGUAUGUUCGUAAGGCCUUAAGGCUCGUAGCCUCUUGUCGCGGAACUCUUGAUUGAUGACGUCAGACGUGAGUAAACGCGCGCUAAAAAGUUCUAUAUGCUGUUUCCGAGUAAAAAUAUAUACAUGUACAAAAGAAUACUUCAGAUCGUCGGAAUAUACUUGUGCUUCGAACAUUAUGUUUCUCUCAUGUCUCGUAUUAUAGUCAUUUUAUGGUUGUUGACUGACCAUGAAGGAAGAAGCAUAGUGUUCGGAGUAUUUUACAAGUAUCUUCUAAUGAUCUAUAUGUAACAAGUAUUUUUCUAUACAAAUAUCUCUUUGUUUGGGAAUAGCACGCAGAAAUUUUCAGUGUGCCAUUUCUGGCCUCUGACGUCACUGUACAACAUGGUCGUGGCGAGUAUUCAGGAGCCUUAAAUUUUGAAUACAUGAUGCGUAUGGUCUAGGAGGAGGAGGGGGAUAUAAUUGUAUGAUAAAAUUUUCUACGUGUUGCGCGCGCACACACAUACAUUUACUUGAUAUUUUACUUGAUAUAUUAGAAUAUGCUUAUAUGAAUCAACUAGUUUUACAAAUCACUUAGAGUAGUGAUGUUAUCGGCAUGAUAAAGAGCAUUGUCAUCUUGUUAUAUAUAAUAUAUAAUAUUGUGAUGCAGCUCGCUGAUAUACCGCUGUGGUGCAUAGUUGUACGUUGGUUAAUUGAUUGUCAAUUUAUGCUUCCUUAGAUUAACAAAAAUUAUAAAGAGAGCGAGAGGGAGGCCGUAAAAUGCCUGUUGCCAAAAAUUCCAACUUCUAUAUAGAAACGCGACGGUUUGAUAAUCAUCGGUUUUAUAUAUAUUUUCUAAAAUAAAUAGCCCGAUUUUUUUAGAAACUUGUACAGAAAGCAACGAUACAAUAUUAUGAAAUUAGAAAAAGGAAAGAUAAUCAGAUUUCUUAGCAUUAUAUAUCACGCAUAUUUUAUUGCAUUUAUACAUAUUUAAUUAAUGGUAUGUAAAUCUAGUAUAGACGAUUCACAAACACAACAUUCCUGAUAUAUUAUAUCGUACCGACUCUUGUAUUUUGGCUUUUUAUUACGAGGAGUUAAACGCGUGUUAGACACGAAAAGUGGGUGACACAAAUGACUGUUUGUACCGUUCAAGUCAUUAUGUCGGUCGUAAGGAGGAAAAUAAUUUGCAAAAGUAUGGCAACUGUUAAAAGGCAAUAUGAAAUGCUUUAAUGUCGCUUUAAUGUGCUUCUGAUAGACGAUUCCUAUGAUGAUAUUAUCAAUUUAUCACAAAUUCCACGUUCGUAAGAAAGCUCGAAAAGAUAUGCAUUUCAGACUUUUACAAAGACGUGUCGCGCGUUAAGACAAUUAAUAUUUGCUACAAUUUAUAUCCAUAUUUAGCUCCUACAUUUUGAUAAAAUUAGAAUAAUCUUAAUAUUACUCAAAAAGAAAAAGAAAUUGUAAAUAUAGGCCCUUUUUUUAUGUAUAUUUGAUAUAUAAGAUGCAGAAAACUAUGUCAUUGAAGUUACAUAUGUAUUUUGUACUUACAAACUGUACAUACCUUUCGCAGUUUUUGUUGGACAUGUGCGUUUCAACUUGUGAAAGAGUAUCAAGCCAUUUGAUCAACACUCUUUAUUCUAUAUUGCGGAUUAGAAUUGCUGAACUCGAAAGCGAUAACGUUCACGCAACGCAAUAUGCAACUGAGGAAAAUAAAGUGCAAAGUUUUCUAAAAGCUAAUAGUAAAAAUCCAAGAAAUAUAUGGCUCUGUAAUGUCACUUGAGACUUUGGUCAGUUCUAGAACUGACUUCAAUGGUUGCCAGUUACAUUUCGAAACAUUAACUAUGUUUGUAUUUAUAGCUCUUUUGUAGAGGAUAAUAAAUUUCAAAUAUGGAAUAAGAGAAAUUUGGGAAAUUUGUUAUUGUUGUGACUGUCAUCUUCACCGUGCACUCAAUUUGAUAUAGAAUCUCAAAUUAUUCGAUUCUCAAGAUAGGCAUAAUUUUAUGGGAAAAGCGAAAACGUUUCGUCUGAGAUUUGUCAUUGUAAAGAUCCGAGGUACGUACGCGGUAAAAAUAAGUAAGACAUACGCGUGCGCAUUUGUAGCAAGCGUAUAAACAUCAUUGAGCGACCAGAAUUACUGAUAAAUAUGUCGCAGCGGCAACAAAAACAACUCUCAAUUCUACUUUGUAAAACUUGUGAUAA